UCUUUAUUUUAUUUUCUUGUAGUGGGAGUGAAUGCGUGAGUGGAAAACUACAUAAAUUUACAAGCUAUAUUAUUAAACAAUAUAUUUGUAGAUACAUUCAUUCAUGUCGACCUUUACAGCCGAAAAAAAGCACCAUACAAUGGAAUCCCAAUACAACAACAACUCCAACACAAUAUCAUCACCUAAGAAUAACGAAACCCAGCUUGACCCAACCAUGUUGUCCACAUGGUCACAUCGCGCAUGGCUCGCAUCCGGCUCCACCGCUGUGCUUCUAUCUCUCGCUAAGCUAGCAAUUGGUGUGACCAACUCUAAAGACCAUAAUUUUUGGCUGGUGGCCCUUAGUAGUACGGUUGCUUGUGUUGUUGGAUUUGUGGUAGUUGACCUUGCAUCUGGAGUGUACCACUGGGCAGCUGACAACUAUGGCUGUGCCUCUACUCCAAUCUUUGGCUACCAAGCAGAGGCUUUUCAACUCCACCAUGAGUUCCCAAUGAGGAUUACUAGGCAUGAGUUUGUUAAUAGGACACAUCCCUUUGCUUGCGUUGUCACUUUUCUUGUGCUCCCUAUACACCUAUUUUGGGACCAUCCCAUCAUUCAUGGAUUUGUUGGUGUCUUCUUUGGCUGCGUUAUUUUUACCCAACAAUUUCACGUUUGGGCCCAUGGUGCGAAGAAUCAGCUUCCGCCACUUGUGGUUGCGCUGCAAGAUCUUCACAUCUUGGUAGGGCGUUCGCAACACGAAGCCCACCAUAGGCCGCCUUAUAACUGCAAUUAUUGCGUAAUAAGUGGCUUUUGGAAUGCUUUCUUGGAUAAGAAUAAAAUUUUUAAAGCAUUGGAAAAACUCUUAUUUCUCAAAUUUGGUGUCAAACCCAACUCUUGGUCCUAAAACUGAUCUAUACUGCUAUAAUUGUUAUUAGUCACUAUCACAGAGUUAUAAGGAGUAAGUAACAGUUUCUUAUAGUAUUAAAUAAAAAUAUAGUUAUUAUAUAUGCGAUAGCAAUCUCUAAAAUAAUACUCAUAUGAUUGUAGGUACGCAUGAUACAAUAUGGGACUUCAAAGUUAAAUAAAAUAUACAAUAUAAUUUAUAGCACUUUUUCUUUUAAUUUUAAUAUAAUUUUUAUAAAGUAAUAAGUUCUAAUAGUUGUAUCA
Messenger RNA from Cannabis sativa, 1143 nucleotides. Its product is annotated as fatty acid desaturase 4-like 1, chloroplastic. The coding region runs from base 104 to 880 and encodes 258 amino acids. The transcript has a single exon. NCBI's taxonomy places the organism in Eukaryota, Viridiplantae, Streptophyta, Magnoliopsida, Rosales, Cannabaceae. The record is from RefSeq and is a predicted model, not a curated record.